Messenger RNA from Aethina tumida (small hive beetle), 602 nucleotides. Its product is annotated as cuticle protein 16.5-like. Bases 32 to 544 code for a protein of 170 amino acids. The transcript has 2 exons. The record is from RefSeq and is a predicted model, not a curated record. NCBI's taxonomy places the organism in Eukaryota, Metazoa, Arthropoda, Insecta, Coleoptera, Nitidulidae.
UGUAUUCCAUACAUCGACUAAACAACUAAAAAUGGCAUUCAAGUUUGUAGUAUUCUGCGCCGCUUUGGCUGCCGCUAACGCUGGUCUUUUGGGCGCCCCAGCCGUCUCAACAUACGCUGCUGCCCCAGCUCUCUCCUACGCCGCCCCAGCUGUAUCCACCCUCUCUUACGCCGCUCCAGCCGUCGCUGCCGCCCCAGCUCUCGCCUACUCCGCCCCCGUAGUUGCUAAGGCCCCAGUCGCUACCUCUUACUCUUACACCAAACAGAUCUCCGCCUCCCCGGCUGUAUCUUACGCCGCCGCUCCAGCCAUCUCCACCUAUGCUGCUGCUCCAGCUAUUUCUAGCUAUGCUGCUCCAGCUAUCUCCACCUAUGCUGCUCCAGCUAUCUCCACCUAUGCUGCUCCAGCUUUGAAAGUAGCUGCCCCAGCCAUCUCUACUUAUGCUGCCGCUCCAGCCAUCUCCACUUAUGCUGCCGCUCCAGCUUACUCCACUUACGCUGCUGCUCCAGCUCUUUCCUACUCUGCUCCAGUUGCCAAAGUAUGGUAAAUGACUAUAAAUUUUGUAUAUACGAAAAUUAAAUAAACGAGUUAUUUAUUAAUUGUAA